Molecule: messenger RNA, 7618 nt
Organism: Protopterus annectens (West African lungfish)
Lineage: Eukaryota; Metazoa; Chordata; Ceratodontiformes; Protopteridae
Product: tenascin-like
Exons: 24
Coding region: 335-7603 (2422 amino acids)
Molecular function (GO): protein binding
Source: RefSeq, a predicted model, not a curated record
UACUAUAUGACAUCAUGAUCUGAGCUGAAAUACUCUCUCUCUCUCUCCUUCUCUCCCUGCUCCCAAGCUCUGUCUGGCAUCCUACAGUAAGACAGAUAGUGGGCUCGGUCUAACAGAAGGUUUACAUUCAGCUACCCAGGAGUUUAGCACUCACUCAGUCCUGAUGCAGCCAGCAGUGAAGGCAGCUUGAAAUUACUUGGACGACCACCAGGCUAGCUAAGGAUCCAGAGACUGACCCCCCCCCCCCCAAAACGAAACAAAGGUAGAGUUCAACAGCAGAACCGAAAGGAAACAUUCUAGGGAAAAAUUGUGGUUCUCAAAUUAAACCCUUAAAAUGGGGUUGUUCUGGGGACUUGUGAUUCUACUUUUUAUUGAAACCAUAGAGGAAGCUAAGGGAGGUGUCUAUAUCAAAAGGUUCCGGCAGAGGCGAGCCUUAUUAGCUAAUGCGACAUCAGAAGACCCUAUUGUAUUCAACCAUGUUUACAACAUCAGGAUGCCUGACUGUGAGUCUUGUUCAGCUGAUGUGUCAGCACCUUCCAUUUUUGAAGCCAGUGAUGACCCCAAAGAACAUAAGUAUGAACACAAUAUACAAGGCAGAAACCAGGUCGUCUUUACUCAUCGCAUCAAUAUCCCACCCCAGGCCUGUGGUUGCAGUAAUGAUAAAGACAUAGAGGUGCUGCUGAGUCGACUAGAGGCUUUGGAGUCUCAAGUGUCUACAUUACGGGAUCAGUGUUCGAACACAGGGUGCUGCGAUGGAGCUCUAGCUGGAAAGCGUCAAACAGACAUUCGGAUUCUAUGCAAUGGACAUGGGACCUUUGACUCUACAAAAUGUAACUGUGACUGUGAGAAGGGGUGGACAGGCCCCACUUGCUCUGAUCCAGAAUGUCCUUCUAACUGCAACAAACACGGCAAGUGUAUCAAUGGUCGCUGUGUAUGUGACACAGGAUUCACUGGGGCUGACUGCAGUGAAACAGAGUGCCCUGAUGACUGCAAUGACCAGGGCCGCUGUAUAGAUGGGAAAUGUGUGUGCUUUGUAGGAUACUCUGGGCCUAGAUGUGACAUAAAGAUAUGUCCAGAUAACUGCAACAAUAGGGGACGCUGUGUGGAAGGAACCUGUAUUUGUAAUACUGGCUUCAGUGGACCUAGCUGCAAUGUAUCGGUAUGCCCAGACAACUGCAGUAAUAAGGGACGCUGCAUAAAUGGAAAGUGUGUCUGCUAUUCUGGUUUCUCUGGACCAGCUUGCAAUUUUAAAACCUGUCCAAAUAACUGUAACAACAAUGGGCGAUGUAUUAAUGGGAAAUGUGUCUGCCAUACUGGUUUUGCUGGUCCAAGCUGUAGCACCAAAGUAUGUCCAAAUAACUGCAACAACAAUGGACGCUGUGUUAAUGGGAAGUGUGAAUGUAAUGUUGGUUUCAUUGGACCCAGCUGUGGUACCAGAACCUGUCCAGAUAACUGCAACAACAAUGGGCGCUGUGUUGAUGGGAAGUGUGAAUGCAAUGUUGGUUUCUCUGGACCCAGCUGUGGUACCAGAACCUGCCCAGAUAAUUGCAACAACAACGGGCGCUGUGUUGAUGGGAAGUGUGAAUGUAAUAUUGGUUUCUCUGGACCCAGCUGUGGUACCAGAACCUGCCCAGAUAAUUGCAACAAUAAUGGGCGCUGUGUUGAUGGGAGGUGUGAAUGUAAUGUUGGUUUCACUGGCCCUAGCUGUGCUUCCAGAACCUGCCCAGAUAAUUGCAACAAUAAUGGGCACUGUGUUGAUGGGAGGUGUGAAUGUAAUGUUGGUUUCACUGGACCUAGCUGUGCUUCCAGAACCUGCCCAAAUAAUUGCAACAACAAUGGACGGUGUAUUGAUGGUAAAUGUGAAUGUAUCAUUGGCUUCACUGGUCCCAGUUGUGCUACCAGAAAUUGCCCACAUAACUGCAACAACAAUGGACGUUGUGUGGAUGGGAAGUGUGAAUGCAAUGUUGGCUAUACUGGACCCAUCUGUGCUACCAGAACCUGCCCAGAUAAUUGCAACAAAAAUGGACGCUGUGUUGAUGGAAAGUGUGAAUGCAAUGUCGGUUUCACUGGACCCAGCUGUGCUAACAAAACCUGUCCGGGGAACUGUAACAAUCGAGGUCGCUGUGAAAAUGGCAAGUGCUUUUGUGAGACUGGAUUUUCUGGAGAAGACUGCAGUACUCAGUGUCCCAAAAAAUGCAGUAGCAAAGGAUCCUGCAUCAAUGGUGUAUGCAUCUGCUUUCCUGGGUACACUGGUUCUGACUGCAGUAAGCAAUCCUGUCCCCGGAACUGCAACAACAGGGGGCGCUGCAUAAAUGGCCAGUGUAUCUGCAUUAAAGGCUUUGUUGGAUCUGAUUGCAGUAUGAAAGCCUGCCCAAAUGACUGCAGCAACAGGGGAAAAUGUCUAAAUGGAACAUGCCUCUGUGAGGAAGGGUUCUCAGGUCAUGACUGCUCCAAAGGAAUACCAACUGUAGAAAAUCUGCAAGUAAGAAAUAUUCAAGACACAUCAGUCAUGCUGGAAUGGACAAAACCUAGAAUUGCAGUGGAUGGUUAUAAAAUCUCUUUCCGUCCCAUGGACAAUGAUGAGGGGUUUAUCUCCAUCCGUAUCAAUGAAACAGUGAGACGAUUCACACAGACAGGACUGCAGCCAGGGAAGGAGUACACAGUGACAGUACAAGCGGAGAAGAAUCAAAAAUACGGGCCUGCUUCCACCAAAUCUAUUGUUACAUUGAUUGACAGUGUUCAGAAUUUGAGAGUUACGGGUGUAUCGAACAACAGUAUUAGCCUGAAGUGGGACAAAUCGGCUGCUGAUGUGGAACGUUAUAUCAUAUCAUAUGUAUCGCCGACAGGAAAGAAAGGACACCUUGAGGUUUCAAGUGAAGCAGACACUGCUGUCUUGAGAAAUCUAGAACCAGGGGUACGGUACCUCAUUACUGUAGUUGCAGAAAUGGGAAGUGAGCAAAGUAAGCCAGCACGAACCAAUGCUUCAACUGAGAAAAAGAAAAAGACAAAGGAAGUAGGGAAUGGUAAAAUGAAAGCAUCCCAAGAAGGGUUACAUACCCAAACGCUGACUGUUCCAAGCACAACUAUCUCUACUAAGAAAUUUCCACCUAUUUCUGACCAUGGCAUCUCACAAAAGCUAUAUCCUGUAGCUAUCAAUAAGGCAAACAUGAUAUCCAAAACUACAUCUGUUCCGAAAACUUCAUUUGUGGAUUUAAAUACCAAAGCAACUUCUGACAAGAGCAUACCUGGAUCACACAGGGACGAUAAUGCUGUCCCAGACAACUCUGACUCUCAAGUGCCUAGAAGAAAGGUGAAUAACAAACCUCUUGUAAAGGAUACAACCUCCAAUACCCUAACUGUUCAUUCUGUUGCUGAGAAACCAACUAAAGCAACACUAAUGCUGAAUGAAAAAUCUGUUAUCUCUCCGGCUGGAAUAGGCAGCUUGCCAAAAAUGAUAGCCAAAACUCCAAUGAAAAGUAAAAAGCCAAAAGGUAAUCUGCUACAACCCCCUUCAGCUGCCUACCCAAGCACCAAGACUGUACUGGUGAUGACAACUCUGACACCACAGGAACCUGUAUCUCCUCUAAUUUCCACUGUCCUUGACUCUGACAAAAACGAGCUUGGAAGCAUGAAACCUGGACAGACAACAACAAAUGUACAUUCAAAGCACUCUUCCACAUCAUUGCCCGUGGAACAUAAUAGUACUUCUGCAAAAAAUAAUAACUCUUCAGUAGAUCCAAAAGAUGUGCCUCUCAAGCUCAACCUAGAGCCGCCUGCCUCUGACCAAAGGAAAAAUUUUAAUAAGAUUUUCCAGAGCAUCUUAAACAGGGCCCCUUCUAUGAAUAAGGCCCAGAUAGUACGUCUUCAGAUUUACUUGCUUAACCUCACAUCUACCCUGAAGAAUAAUGAAAUAAAGAAAGAUGCAAAGGACCUCUUAGACUACCUAUAUGACUUAAGUUCUACGAAAGUUAGUGAAAGGGUCUCUCCUGACACUGUGGCAAGCAGGACUCUUCAGAGUACAGUAUUACCUGAAAUCACUAUCAGGUCUGUAAAUAAAAUGCCCCAAGGAAAUACGUUUCCCCAGCUGCCUGUAGAACAUGUCCCUUUGCAACCAGUAAAUAUAUUAGAACACGCCACAGUUUUCAAAGGCAGCUUAUCUAUAACAUCUACUGUUGCCCCUCAUCAGAAUGAAAACAGUAAGUUUACAUCUUUCUACAGAACUCACAUGGAGGGCUAUGAUCCUUCCCUGACUGUCACAAAGAAAACUAAACUCUAUACAACUACACAAAAUCCAAGUGCCAUAACAAAAAAAGUAGACCCAGUGGUGUCCAGAGCCACUGCUACUGGUGUUAUGUUAUUUUUUGAUAACUUGAAAAAGCAGUAUGAUCGAUUCUAUGUAAUUAUUAGAAGUCUUCCAGAAUUAACUGUAGUUUCUAAGAUGAACCUUCCUGGAAAUUCUAGCAGUGUGAACAUCACUGCUCUAAACCCUGGAACUACAUACAAAGCAUAUCUAUAUGGUAUUAAGAAAGACCGCACAACUGAUAUGUUUAUCCUUCUUGUUUCUACAGCUCUAAAGGAUGAUGAUGAUGGUGAUCAAAUGACAGGGCAAGAUGACCACUCAGUUGUCCAAAUGACCACACCAGCAAGCCAGCCCAAAACAGAUGACCCUAGUGGCACGAAUGAAGGAGGAGGAGGCAUUCCUGGGUCAAUCCCUAGUGUGCUGGGGACAUUAUCAGCAACAGAUACCUCUCCACACAGUCUCAGACUUUCAUGGACAGUGAAAAGUGGUUCCUUCACUAACUACUUAAUCCGUUACAGAGAUCCUGUCACUGGAAAUUCUGAAAAUAUCCAUCUUGCUGGUGACGUCCAUACUUUUCUACUUACAGGACUAAUCCCUAACAAACAGUAUGAAAUUCAGCUGCAUGGUGUAGCUAACGGUCAGCUGAUGCCGCCACUUAUAACAAAAGCAACUACAGUACCAUUGAAGGAUCACAGUAAACCCACCAACAUGGGUAGUUUGACAGUCAAAGGUGUGACUAAUAACAGCUUCAGCCUUACCUGGAAAGCUCUGAAGGGAGCGUUUGACUCAUUCAUUGUACAGUAUGAAGAAAGUGAAGGGCCCUCCCCACAGGCACAGGAGAUCUCAAUACCAGGAAAUCUUCGUACAGCGAUAAUCCGAGGACUCAAACCUGACACAGAGUAUAAAGUCCACGUCUAUGGUGUUAGGGGCAACCAACGCACCCAGCCGCUCACUGCUGUUACAAUCACAGAAAAAGCUCUGGAAAGGCCUGUCCUUGAUUCUCUCUCAGUUUCAGAUGUCACAGAAAACUCCAUGAGGCUCACAUGGACAGUUAAGAAAGGAAUACUAGAUUCUUUAAUUAUUCAAUACAGGGACUCUCAGAACGAAACCCACAGGGAGACCAUCAGUGGAGAUCUACUAACUACUGUCAUCUCUGGUUUAAAGCCUUCUCAGGAAUAUGUGUUUAAUGUGACUGGCAUUUCUGGUGGAAGGAGCACUGGUACACAGCUGGCAAGAGGAAAAACAGCUUCUUCAGCUAUAGCUCAUGAAAGGGUUGAAAAAUUUGGUCACCUCAGCAUCUCAGACGUAACUGAGGACUCCUUCCAUGUUCGAUGGAUGGCCCAGGUCAGGGCAUUUGACUCCUUUAUUGUCUUGUACAGGGACUCAGCAGGCAUCUCAGCAUCCCAGCAGAAGAAGGUACCUGGUAACCUUCGCACAACAGUCAUCAAAGGUUUGCAGCCCAGUACCAAAUACAACGUCACCUUGUAUGGGGUGCACCGAGGCAAACGCAGUGUGCCCCAGAAGGCUGCUGCUAUUACAACACCAAGUUCUCCCAAAGGCCUUACCUUCACCGAUAUACAAGACACUUCAGUGACUGUUAAUUGGUUACUACCUGCAGAAAAUGUUGAUCGCAUCAAAGUUUCCUACACUACUGUUCCUGAUGGUGAACCACAAAACAUCAUUGUAGAAGGAAAGAGGAACAAAGGUGUACUUACAGGCCUAACCCCGGCCUCCAAAUAUGAAGUGAGUGUGAUCUCAAUGCGUGGCUUCGAUGAGAGUGAACCUCUCUCUGGGGUUGUUAUGACACUUCCUGACAGCCCUAGCAACCUGCGAGCAGUGAAUGUUACUGAAACAACAGCUCUUUUGCACUGGAGACCAGCACUUGCCCCUGUGGAUAAUUACAUGGUCACCUACAACACCAAGAAUGCACCAGAGGCCACAAGAACCACAUCAGGAAACACUGUGGAGGUCCAAUUGUCAGACCUGAAACAUAAUACUGAGUAUACAGUUAAAGUUUACAGUGUGAAGGAAGCAAAUCGAAGUAGGCCAGCAGUCACAGUUUUUACAACUGCUGCAGAUGCGAUAAAGGACUUAUGGGUAACAGAAGUGUCACCACACAGUGCUGUCCUUUCCUGGAAUGCUCCCAAGGUACCAGUCAGUGGAUACGUACUAAGCUAUGAGACUGCCACAGGAAAACGCAAGACAGUGAAUGUGAUCAGUUCCCCUACGUCUUACAAUCUAACAGACCUGCACCCAGGCACUAAAUAUAAUGUUCACCUUCAAGCAGUUCGAGGGGGUAACAGAAUGCCUUCAGUCGAUGCCUCAUUCACCACAGUUCUUGACAGCCCCUCCAAUUUGCGAGCAGUGAACGUUAGUGACACAACAGCGCUGUUGCACUGGACACCAGCACUUGCUGCUGUCGAUAAUUAUGUUGUGACCUAUAAUGCUAAGAACGCACCUGAAGUAAUAAGAUCCGUAUCAGGAAAUACUGCAGAACUCCAGCUAUCAGGUCUGAAAGUUAGUACUGAGUAUUCUGUUAAAGUACACAGUGCAAAGGGAACAAAUGAAAGCCAGCCAGCAUUCACAGUUUUCACAACUGCUGCAGAUGCCCCUAAGGACCUAAAGGCUUCAGCAGUAUCUCCACGUGGUGCUGUCAUAUCCUGGAAACCUCCCAAAGCACCAGUCAGUUCCUAUAUGCUGAGUUAUGAGACUGCUGCAGGGGAAAGUAAGGGUGUGAAUGUGAAUGCUUCAGCUACAGUUUAUAAGCUGACAGGUCUCUACCCAGCAACAAAAUAUAACAUUCAUCUGCAUGCAGUUCGUGGAGGUUCCAGAAUGGCCCCAAUUAAUACAUCAUUCACUACAGUGCGUGUUAGAUACCCUUUUCCCAAGGACUGCUCACAAGAAAUGUUGAAUGGACUAACUGAGUCAGGCUUAACAACAGUCUAUAUGAACGGAGACAGGACAAAGCCAUUCCAAGUAUACUGCGAUAUGGAGACUGAUGGAGGAGGCUGGCUUGUUUUACAAAGACGGAUGAAUGGAAAAACAGAUUUUUGGAGAGGAUGGAAAGAAUAUGCAGAAGGAUUUGGGGACCCCAGAGAAGAGUUCUGGCUUGGUAAUGAAAAGAUCCACAACCUAACAAAGCAAAAUCGCUACAAGCUUCGCAUAGACCUACGUGCACAGGCAGAGUCUGCUUAUGCUGAAUAUGAUGACUUCAGGAUUGACAAUGCCACAAAGUAUUACAAACUGCAUCUUGGGAAAUACAGUGGGAAUGCUGGUAAGGACUGCACUGUUGGAUACACUUAGUCUGCACCUUAUGGU